Molecule: messenger RNA, 642 nt
Organism: Ictalurus furcatus (blue catfish)
Lineage: Eukaryota; Metazoa; Chordata; Actinopteri; Siluriformes; Ictaluridae
Gene: mrpl55
Product: mitochondrial ribosomal protein L55
Exons: 3
Coding region: 124-522 (132 amino acids)
Biological process (GO): translation
Cellular component (GO): mitochondrial large ribosomal subunit
Molecular function (GO): structural constituent of ribosome
Source: RefSeq, a predicted model, not a curated record
GUAGUAAUUCUGCGAACACUUCACGUGUGAUUGUGUGUUGACCUUUUCUCCAUCCUCUGUAUGGAUUUGUAACUUUUUACUGUAAAUGUAGGGGAUAAAAAAGCGCAUGUUAAAGUUGUAAAUAUGGCUCUGAAUAAAAUACAGACGUAUCAUCGGAGUAUGUUCAGGUGUCUUCAGGAGGUGAUAUCUCAGAGAUGUUUACUUGCUGUGUCCUCGAUUCACACCACAAGCCCUCAGUCAAACUCCAACCGUUGCUCUGUGGUUCGCUGCAGCAGACAGAAAUAUGAGCACAUGUACCCGGUCUUGCUCGUGCGUCCAGACGGCUCCACCAUUAAUAUCAGAUACAAAGAACCCCGGAGAAUUAUAAUGAUGCCUGUGGACAUUACAAGUCUGUCAGAGGAGGAGAGAAAGGCCAGGAUCCGAAAGAGGGAUCCUAAGAAGGGAGUGGCUAAACGAAACGAUGAUGAGUUUGAAGAUGACUUUAAACUGGAGGACUACAGCAAGUUCUGGAAAAAAACAUGAACAGGCUGGCUUGCUUCAUUCAGCAUGUGUAUGCUGUUUUACAGAACUUAUGUACAGAACUUAUGCUGUUAUGUUUUUGUCUAUCAUCAAAUCAUUAAAGCUUAAAACCAUAGAAGUGAA